Centruroides sculpturatus (bark scorpion) is the source of this 1198-nucleotide messenger RNA. It is a transcript of the gene PpV, whose product is annotated as serine/threonine-protein phosphatase 6 catalytic subunit. Gene Ontology annotation, cellular component: cytoplasm. The coding region runs from base 56 to 1015 and encodes 319 amino acids. The transcript has 10 exons. The record is from RefSeq and is a predicted model, not a curated record. Gene Ontology annotation, molecular function: protein serine/threonine phosphatase activity. Gene Ontology annotation, biological process: G1/S transition of mitotic cell cycle; peptidyl-serine dephosphorylation. NCBI's taxonomy places the organism in Eukaryota, Metazoa, Arthropoda, Arachnida, Scorpiones, Buthidae.
UAAUCGAUCGCAAAGUUAAAUUAAUUUCAGCGACGUCUAUGGCAAGCGGGUUGCAAUGAUCGAGAAAACUUGUGAAGUGUUGGAUUUAGUAAGGAAAAGUAACAUGUUAGAUUUAGAUAAAUGGAUUGAAAUUGCUAAAGAAUGCAAGUAUCUACCCGAAAACGAUCUUAAGAAACUUUGUGACAUCGUUUGUGAUCUUCUUCUGGAAGAAUCAAAUAUUCAACCAGUUAGCACGCCUGUUACAGUUUGUGGUGACAUCCAUGGACAGUUUUAUGAUUUAGAAGAAUUAUUUAGAACAGGUGGAAGAGUUCCAGAUACAAAUUAUAUAUUUCUUGGUGACUUUGUAGAUAGAGGUUAUUAUAGUUUAGAAACUUUUACACGAUUAUUGACAUUAAAAGCAAAAUGGCCAGACAGAAUUACAUUAUUAAGAGGAAAUCAUGAAAGCAGACAGAUAACUCAAGUAUAUGGUUUUUAUGAUGAAUGUCAGACAAAAUAUGGAAAUGCAAAUGCUUGGCGGUAUUGUUGUAAAGUAUUUGAUUUGCUCACUGUUGCUGCUAUAAUUGAUGAACAAGUUCUUUGUGUUCAUGGAGGACUAUCGCCCGAAAUUAAAACACUAGAUCAAGUGAGAGUAAUUGAAAGGAAUCAAGAGAUUCCUCACAAAGGAGCCUUCUGUGAUCUUGUUUGGUCUGAUCCUGAAGAUGUUGAAAGUUGGUCAGUAAGCCCUCGUGGAGCUGGUUGGUUAUUUGGAGCAAAGGUUACCCAUGAAUUUAUGCACUUGAACAAUCUCAAACUUAUAUGUCGAGCACAUCAAUUAGUUCAUGAAGGUUUCAAGUAUAUGUUUGAUGAUAAAUUAGUAACUGUUUGGUCAGCACCUAACUAUUGUUAUCGUUGUGGUAAUAUAGCAGCAGUUUUAGCAUUUUCGGAUGUUGACAAUCGAGCACCAAAACUAUUUAAUGCUGUGCCAGAUUCGGAACGUGUGAUACCAUCUCGCAAUACAACACCAUAUUUCUUAUAAGAAAUAAAAAUCAAUAUGGUAAUUAUUACAAAUGUAAAGUGUACACAGUUACCUUAAAAAUAUAUUUUAAAGACAACUUUUGUCUAUCCCUUAAUUGUUGGCCAAUAUAUAUUGUAAGAAGUGUCAUUCUAAAUUUAAAUAUGCAUGAAAAUAAAUGUUUGUUACUUUAUCAUAAUUUUAUUU